Penicillium angulare is the source of this 906-nucleotide messenger RNA. Its product is annotated as alpha/beta hydrolase. Lineage: Eukaryota; Fungi; Ascomycota; Eurotiomycetes; Eurotiales; Aspergillaceae. The record is from RefSeq and is a predicted model, not a curated record. The transcript is spliced from 2 exons. The coding region runs from base 1 to 906 and encodes 301 amino acids.
AUGACUUCAUCCAAAUUCGCCGUGGUAAUCUGUCAUGGAUCCUACCACACCCCAGCUCCCUAUCAAGCCUUAAUCGACGCGCUAGAGGCACACGGGAUCGAAACUCAUUGCCCCCAACGACCAACCUGCGACCUAAAAAAUCUCAACAUCGGCGACCCGAAAAACCCAGACUUCGAUCGCCCUCCACCAGAAAACGGCUACCCACUGGCCUCGGAAGAUGCCACCACAGUCGGGAAUGUCAUCGAUAAACUGAUCUCCGCGAACAAGCUCGUCCUUCUUGUAGCGCAUUCAUCUGGUGGCUGGGUAGCUUGUGAAGCUGCAAUAUCAGCACGCCAGGCACCAGUCCGUAAAGCACAGGGCCAGAGCGGCGGUGUCAUUGGGAUUUUCUUCGUGGGAGCAUUCAUCAUUCCACUUGGAGAAUCCAUAGAUUCGUUUUUUCAACCUAAGGAUGGCCUGAUCGUGACCCCUAUAUGGCUUCAACUUUAUGCAAGUCCAAUGUUGGAACGAUAUGCCUGUGAAGGGCAGAGCAGAACAAAGCUAAUGAAACUUAAGUACGGACACGAAGGAGUCGGAACAAUUACAGAUCCCGUGAAGUACCUGUUCAAUGAUAUUGAGCCUGUUGAAGCAGAGAAAUGGGCUGCCGCAUUGUCAGCUGCACCAAUCCCGAGAAGUCCCUUGACGAAUGAUUUGUAUUCCGGGUUGCCAUGUGCUUACUUGGUUCUGGAAAAUGACAUGACCUUACCCAAGCAGUACCAGGAAGGGAUGAUUGCUGCUCAUAACGCGGUGAAUGAGAAACAAAUCUCUAUCCUUCGAUGUCAGGCUUCUCACUCGCCACACAUUAGCUGGACCGUUGGACUACGGGAUGAAAUUGAGAAAUUUGGGACACAGGCUUUGGCUGAAGUUUAA